Molecule: messenger RNA, 1904 nt
Organism: Drosophila persimilis
Lineage: Eukaryota; Metazoa; Arthropoda; Insecta; Diptera; Drosophilidae
Product: zinc finger protein 224
Exons: 4
Coding region: 473-1726 (417 amino acids)
Biological process (GO): regulation of transcription by RNA polymerase II
Cellular component (GO): nucleus
Molecular function (GO): RNA polymerase II transcription regulatory region sequence-specific DNA binding; DNA-binding transcription factor activity, RNA polymerase II-specific
Source: RefSeq, a predicted model, not a curated record
UAGGCACCCUGCAUUCGCGCCGCAAUUACUGUAAUGUGACAUUGAUCACUGUAUCGCCCAAAUGAUCACCAAUCAGCUGAGUGGUGUAGUGCUGCCAACCUGUUUAGUGUUGUUUGGAAAAGUGCGCGUAGUUUUAAGACCGUACAAAAACCAUCCACAAAAUGCAUUAAAAAACCUCCCAUGUGCGUUAGUUUGUGCUUUUAUCAUACAAAAUUAACAAGAUUUAUAGAUGCCUUUUGUAUAAUUUGAAUAGUAGAAACUGGCAUACUUUAACCCCUUAUACCGUUUUAAGCUACAGCUGAGCAUAUGGCCUGCAGUCGGAAAUCAAAAAGCGCAUGGACUCAUCUUUUCUGCCGGAAUUCAAAAAACAAGUGCCACGGAUGGCGAAAGUGUGCCGAGUGUGCCUGGAUUCAUAACUGAGUACCACCUGAAAAGACAUACCACCAGUCACAAGAACAACCAGACGGCCGAAAUGAGCAAAAUAAAGCCUCUUGGAAGUAAGAACACGUAUCGUAGACCGUCGCAGCAAAAUAAGACUCUAGAAGACCACAACAAUGACCGUCCGGAAAGCAUUUGUCCCAGAAAAAUUCGUAGUACCGCAGAACUUUUGUGUCCGCAAUGCUAUAAAUGUUUUGACUCACAGUACAAGCUCGAAUUUCACAUUAAUAAGACGUGCCAUAAAUGUCCCCAGUGCUCACGCUUUUAUGUAAACGAACGUAGCCUAAGAAGACAUCAACAAAAGCACAUGCCACUGGCAGCCUUAGAGUGCACGCGCUCAUUCCCGAACAUGAAUGAGGCGAUACAGCACCAUGUCAAGCAAAGCGGCGUUGGCCUGUUUAAAUGCCAAGAAUGCAAUGCGGAAUUCAUCGACAUCCUUUAUCUGCAGAUCCACAGUAAAGAGCACUUUAAUGAACAUGGUCAAAGCAGUCUAUUGAGACAUACCAAGGACGACAUUCCAAUGGCAGCCUUAGAGUACACGCGUUGCCCGCACUCAUUUCCGAACAUGGAUGAGGUGAUGAAGCACCGUGUCAAACACAGCGACGUUGGCAUGUUUAAAUGCCAAGAAUGCAAUGCAGAAUUCAUCGAGAUACUUUAUCUGCAGAUCCACAGUAAAGAGCACGCUGGUGAGCAAGGCCAACUGGAGCGUAGCCAAGGAGGUACGCCCCCUAGUGCCACGAAACAGAUCGACUCGGACUCCGAGGAGAUUGAUUGUGAAAUGCUCUCCUGCAGUGACAGUCCACCAUUGGUAAAGAUGAUGAAGCUCACUGACCCCGAACCUGCUAUAUCAAACCCCACGAAAAAGGACUGCACGACCGAAUGCUUACCAAAAAAACGGAAUAUUACGUGUCAGGAGUGCGGUAUGAAAUUUACGUAUAAAAACAUGACUAGGCAUAUGCGUGUUCACACUGGCGAGCGUCCCUUCGAGUGCACGUAUUGCGAGAAGAAAUAUACGCGCAAGAUUCACCUAGAUGAGCACAAUCGUAUUCACACUGGCGAACGUCCUUACGGGUGCUUGACUUGCGGCAAGAAAUUUAUUCGCAAGUAUUCUCUGGUUAAGCACAUUCGGGCCCACACUGGCGAAGGACUUUUCGAUUGCUCGCAGUGCGACAAAAAAUAUAGAGAUAAUUACGCGCUAAAGCACCAUUUUCGUAAUAUUCACAGUGGCGAACGUCUUUACGAGAAACAUAAGCAAGGGUGCUCCAAGAAGAAGGAGAAAAGGCUUUGACGAAAGUUCUUAACUUGAGAUACGCGAAAAAGGCGUCGAACAACAGCAAUAUGCCUGAUUGUGUCCGAUUUCUAUUGCGUCUUUAAUUUUCUGUUUGUCAAGCUUUUUGCUGGUUAAUGAUGAAAUGACAUUUAUUUAGAAAACACUUAAGAACUUGUUAUAUUAUUGAAUAAUUCUU